Molecule: messenger RNA, 1035 nt
Organism: Talaromyces marneffei
Lineage: Eukaryota; Fungi; Ascomycota; Eurotiomycetes; Eurotiales; Trichocomaceae
Exons: 1
Coding region: 1-1035 (344 amino acids)
Source: RefSeq, a predicted model, not a curated record
AUGGCUCAACCAUCGCAACAAUCCUACGCCGGCGCUGCUACAAAAGAUGGAACUGCACUUGCACCAGCCACACAAUCUCAGCUAGACUCUUCAUUACGGCAUUUCACCGAAUCUUCCUUUGACCCCGUCGAUUUCCUGAACGACAACCUCCCGCCGCUGACACUAUCAGCUUCCCAAUCGCAUCCUACUCGAGUACCAAACUCCGUCAGUCUAGCCGAGCUUUCUUCAAGAAGCCAGUCUCUCGUUUCGCAGUUGGGCACACAGAAUGUUCGACUGUCAGGGAAUUUGACACAACUCACUGAGGAAAUUCUACGAAGUGGCGGACGACUGGCAUAUGAAGUUGAAGUGCUGCGAGGGGAGGCAAUCAGUCUCGCUGAUGCCCUGACUGAGAAUUUACACGAUGAUAUUAUCAAGUUUGCCCCGGAAGGCCAGGACGUGAGGGAGCAGAGGAAUGAAGAAGUUGCCGACGAAAAUGGAGAAAAAGAAACCAUACCAAACCUGCCCAAUGAACCAGAAUUUAUCGCACAACUACGAAUAUUGGGUCAAGUGCGCGCACGGUUGGAGGAGGUCAUCCAGACGUUUGGAGAUGCGAUGGAAUGGCCGCUUCCCCCGUCUGAACUAUCAAUCACAUCCUCGUUCAUAUCGGUAUCUGCCCCAGAGCCGGGAACCGAGAGCUACAGCCGCGAAGAGAAAGGUCAAAAGAUAGCCAAAAAGCUUCGAACAGAAAUCACAGAACUACUGGAGAGUAAUGGAGGGGGAGAUGCUGGCUUGGCCGCUGCUACGGAACGACUUGAAAGACUGCGCAAUCUCGCGACCAUAUGGAAAGGUACAGCUGAGGAGAAGGCUCGGACUCGCUUUUUGGAUGGGCUCGCACGAAUCAUUGACGAUCGACGCAAGGCUUUGGAGAACCAACGGGAUCGUGCAUCGAAGAAAGCAAGAUCCUCCAUGGAGCAAAUAGCUGAAGAACGCGACAGCGGACCUGGGGGCUUGUUUCGAGGCCUUCAGCGUAUCCGCGAUGAGAUAUACCUAGAGUAG